UGUCCCACUCCUGGGCUCCUGCGGCGGCCUCUCCUGCGAUCGAGGGCAAGCAGGGCUGGAAGAGCAAUCUUGGGCGGCGGCUCCCCGGGCCGGAGGUGGGAAGAACGUGGGUCGCCGACGCCCGAGGGCGACGGCGCGAGGGGAGCGGGAGGAAGGAGCGCUCGUCCGCCGCCUCGCUGCCUCGCGGCACUCGCUCUCCGGACUCCUAGGUUUGCUGGGUGCUCCUCCCACCCGCGCCCGCCUCCUCGCUUGUUCUCUCGAGCUGCUCUCCAAGCCCUGUGGUGCGUCUGGGCGAGUGCGGGGCGAGGGCCCCCGGGCCAGCGCCGAGCAGAGGGCGGGGGUCCGGGCAGCGCGCAGCCGGCCGGGGAGUGGCCAUGUCUGGCGCGGGCGCAGCGGGGCCAGUCUGCAGCAAGUGACCGAGCGGCGUGGACUGCCGCCUGCCCCCCUCUGCCACCUGGGGCGGCGCGGGCCCGGGUGCCGAGAGCCCGGGACGCGGGUAGAGCCGGCGCGAUGCACGUGCGCUCGCUGCGCGCCGCAGCGCCGCACAGCUUCGUAGCGCUCUGGGCGCCUCUGUUCCUGCUGCGCUCCGCCCUAGGCGACUUCAGCCUGGACAACGAGGUGCACUCGAGUUUCAUCCACCGGCGCCUCCGCAGCCAAGAGCGGCGGGAGAUGCAGCGUGAGAUCCUCUCCAUCUUGGGCUUGCCCCACCGCCCGCGUCCCCACCUCCAGGGCAAACACAACUCUGCGCCCAUGUUCAUGCUGGACCUGUACAAUGCCAUGGCGGUGGAGGAGGGCGGCGGGCCCGACGGCCAGGGCUUCUCCUACCCCUACAAGGCCGUCUUCAGCACCCAGGGCCCCCCACUGGCCAGCCUUCAAGACAGCCACUUCCUCACCGACGCUGACAUGGUCAUGAGCUUCGUCAACCUCGUGGAACAUGACAAAGAGUUCUUCCACCCACGCUACCACCAUCGGGAGUUCCGGUUCGAUUUAUCCAAGAUCCCAGAAGGAGAAGCUGUGACUGCAGCUGAAUUCCGGAUCUAUAAGGACUACAUCCGGGAACGCUUUGAUAAUGAGACCUUCCGGAUCAGCGUCUACCAGGUGCUUCAGGAGCACUUGGGCAGGGAGUCGGACCUCUUCCUGCUCGACAGCCGCACGCUUUGGGCCUCCGAGGAGGGCUGGCUGGUAUUCGACAUCACGGCCACAAGCAACCACUGGGUGGUCAAUCCUCGGCACAACCUGGGCCUGCAGCUCUCAGUGGAGACCCUGGAUGGGCAGAGUGUCAACCCCAAGCUGGCGGGCCUGAUUGGGCGGCACGGGCCCCAGAACAAGCAGCCCUUCAUGGUGGCGUUCUUCAAGGCCACAGAGGUGCACUUCCGCAGCGUCCGCUCCACGGGGGGCAAGCAGCGCAGCCAGAACCGCUCCAAGACGCCCAAGAACCAGGAGGCGCUGAGGAUGGCCAACGUGGCAGAAAACAGCAGCAGCGACCAGCGGCAGGCCUGCAAGAAGCACGAGCUGUAUGUCAGCUUCCGCGACCUGGGCUGGCAGGACUGGAUCAUCGCGCCUGAAGGCUACGCCGCCUACUACUGCGAAGGGGAGUGUGCCUUCCCGCUGAACUCCUACAUGAACGCCACCAACCACGCCAUCGUACAGACGCUGGUCCACUUCAUCAAUCCGGACACUGUGCCCAAGCCCUGCUGCGCCCCUACCCAGCUCAAUGCCAUCUCUGUCCUCUACUUCGACGACAGCUCCAAUGUCAUCCUGAAGAAAUACAGAAACAUGGUGGUCCGGGCCUGCGGCUGCCACUAGCCCCUUGUGGAAGUCCCACCCUCGGGGUCUCAUUCACUCAGCUCCACAGUUGGCACUGCCCGGUGUCUUCAUCGCCCACCUUGGCGAGGAACCAGUGGCCGAUCUCCUUUUAUGAGCCCCCCCUAAUUUUACAGGAGCAUUAGGAAUGUGAGCACCAAGCAGCUUUAGAUCAAUUUUUUUCAUCGGUGGAUUCUAAGGACAAGGAGCUAGGACAGGCAAAACCUAGCAGGAAAAAGUUCUGUGAGGGAAGAGCACCCAGCCAUGGUCAUUGGCUGCGCUGUCCCCGCUACACUCUGACCUGGUCUGGAGGUGAUCAGGGCACGCUUCGGCCAGCAGCCAGCCACCAGCUGCAGGAGGGGAUGUGGCCAGGGUGGGAGCCUGUGUUUGUGACGAAACUGACGCAGAAUUUCUUGUAAUAAAUGUCACAAUAAAACCAAUGAAUGAAAAUGGUUAGGAUGUUACAGGUAUAUUUUCCUAAACAGUUUAUCCCUGUUUCUGGGUUUAUUCUGACUUUAUAAACAGAAGCUGUAGCCAGCAGAGCCGAGGAGGCCCCCUCCAUUGCAUUCUGGUUUCAGUGUGGGGCUGUGUGUUUACCCAGAUCCACACAAAUCCAAGACACAGGAGGGUGGGAGGGAUGACUGUACCCGGAGGAGGGAGGUUCUGUCAGCCUGCAGCCAGAUGUGUGUUGGCAGAAGAGCGACCUGGGCAGACAGUCUUGGGGCUGCGGGCCCCCCACGGUAAGAGCAAAGUAGAGCAGAGUGGUCAAGGACACAGUAGGGUGUCGCUUGCAACGUGAGCUUGGUGUUAAAACUGACAGACACAGAAGAGAUGCAGUUGUCACAGCAUAGGGGAAGCGGCAGCUGUCCUUCUCCAGGCAGGGUGCUUGGUGACUCCUCGGUGAUGUGCAGGGCUGAGUUCACAGUGGCAUUGCAGGUGACUGUUCACUUGUCUGCCCCUAGGAGAGCUCUGCAGAUUUGCUGCUUGAACUAAGAGCCAGGGCAGCAGGAAGGCUGGUGGGUGCAGGGUGAGCUGGAUUCAGGUGGCAAAUGGGAAGAUCUGGUACAGCAGUGGCAAGCCUUUCAGAAACCCAGUGGCCAGACUGCACCCCUUACGGAUCUCAGAGUGCCAGCACCGCCGUUCAGCCUGAAUACUGAGGUUUAGGUUGGAAAAAGGACUCAUACACUCGGUUCCACGCAGACAGGAAGGGCUGUGCGUGCUCGCUGCAGCGUGUGCCCCUAGGUUCGCCACCACUGACCUAGAGAGUGAUGUGCCAACUGAGUGGCCUUCUUGGAGCUGGUGUCCCUGCUGUGGCCCUGGGUGCCAGUCCUUGUGGCCUCUGCUCUCACCUAGUUAAGGGUGUGCGGCAGCUCGGGGCUGUAAGCACAAGGUGCAGGAGGGCUGGGCUUCAUGAGAGGAUUUCUCACAUGGUACUCAAAGAACACAGUCUACCAGGCAGGAUGGGCAGAAAGACUGGGGUCCACGGCAGCUGCUCUCGCCAUGCCUGGAGCCACUGGGGCUCUGCUUUUAUUCUUUUUCUUUUUUCUUCUUCAGUAGCUUGGGCUACAGCUCUCACUGCCUGGCUGUUGGGAGAUGACAAUUUUUUGUUAGGAUUUGUUCUGUUGUUGGCAGGCCUGAGACCUUUUGUGUAACUCUGUUUGGUGUGAGUUUUUCCACUACUUGAGGGCCCCAGCCAGCUGCUGCUGAGCAUCGUUUGUACAUUAAAACGUGUAAAUAGUCGUGAUGAGACAAAAUUAUUUAUUUCCAUCUGCAGCUCUUUUGCAAACGCUCCUUUCAUCCCUUGUUCAGAAUGAGCUUGCUUUCCUCCAACCUGUUUGUUUUCUUAUUUAAGAUUAUUUAUUGAUGAUUGGAUCGAUGUACCCACGGCUGUCACAUCGAGCAGCCUUUCUUAGUGAAAACUGUAUAAAUAGA
Messenger RNA from Octodon degus (degu), 3735 nucleotides. It is a transcript of the gene Bmp7, whose product is annotated as bone morphogenetic protein 7. Gene Ontology annotation, biological process: SMAD protein signal transduction. Gene Ontology annotation, cellular component: extracellular region. Gene Ontology annotation, molecular function: growth factor activity; cytokine activity. The transcript is spliced from 7 exons. Lineage: Eukaryota; Metazoa; Chordata; Mammalia; Rodentia; Octodontidae. The record is from RefSeq and is a predicted model, not a curated record. The coding region runs from base 511 to 1806 and encodes 431 amino acids.